Messenger RNA from Didymella exigua CBS 183.55, 1664 nucleotides. RefSeq names its product leupeptin-inactivating enzyme 1 precursor. NCBI's taxonomy places the organism in Eukaryota, Fungi, Ascomycota, Dothideomycetes, Pleosporales, Didymellaceae. The record is from RefSeq and is a predicted model, not a curated record. Gene Ontology annotation, biological process: proteolysis. The transcript is spliced from 7 exons. The coding region runs from base 234 to 1664 and encodes 476 amino acids. Gene Ontology annotation, molecular function: metalloexopeptidase activity.
UGCUCCUCUUCGCAUGCAGUCGCGUGGCCAUUGACAUGCUCACUUCACAGCUCGCAUCCUCUCUUACUUCACUACCACCGAAGAGGCAGGUCGGGACCGCCAAGCAUUCUACGGGUAUGCCAAGGACGCAUGUUGUACGAUUUUCAUAAAACGAGCUCCCUGUCUGAUGUAUUACAACAUCAGGCUGUACGCGAUAGCCGAUAUUCCUGGUCUUUGGGAGCGCAACGUGACUGAUGGCUGCCGUGGAUAUGAAUGAGGGGCGGAGACAAGAUUCCAUGACCGGCCACUUCCUUCAACAUUCCUGCAGGCUGAUCACCGCUGCUGCUGCCUGUGCAACGACUUUCGCGCAUGCCGCGGCUUUGCUGUCUCGUGCUAACUCCACCGAGAAGCUUGUAACCUCGGUGACUCUGAGGUAUUUGCUUGACAUCGAUAAUUUGUACGCUAAGGCCGAGCAUUUACAGUCCAUUGCCUACAGGUCUGCGGGGAAAAAUCGGGUGAUUGGCAGCAAGGGCCACGAGGACACUGUUAGGUGGAUCAAGGAGACUCUUGAUCAGGGCUUCCCCCUUUUGGUUGGUGUGUCUACGAACCUGGCCGCAAACAACAAGACUAUUGAGGCUUUCCCAACCACUUUGGCACCCGAAGGAGAUGUUUCUGGACCUCUGGCGGAUUUUACCGAUAGUUUGGAGGGCAAAAUCGCUCUGAUUAACCGUGGUACCUGCUUUUUCGGUGUGAAGGUCCAGUUCGCAGCUGCCAAAGGCGCUCUGGACGUCAUCGCCUGGAACAACUGCGAAGGUACGCUUGAAGGCUACUCGCUGCAGCUUUUCGAGGAUCCUGCAAAUCCUUACGUGCCAACCGUCGGCAUUACACUCGGCCAAGGAGAGUCUCUCGGGGCUCAAAUUCAAGCCGGCGUCGACAUUUUCGUGCAUCUGAAGAGUGUUGUUCAGAAUGCCACUAGCUAUAACGUUAUUGCUGAGACCAUUGCUGGUGAUCACGACAACGUCAUUCACGUUGGUGGACACUUCGACUCCGUGACAGCCGGCUCAGCUAUCAACGAUAACGGAUCUGGCUCUAUCUCCAUUCUUGAGAUCGCGAUUCAGCUGAGAAAAUUUACUGUUAACAAUGCUGCUGGCCUGCUUGGUGCUGAGUACUACGUCAAGCAGCUAUCGCAGGCUGAUAAGGACAAUAUCCGUCUCUUCCUUGGCUUCGACAUGAUGGCAUCACCCAACUAUGCCAUCCAGAUAUACGAUGGUGAUGCCGAGCACGAGUUCGCUGCUUACUUUGACAAUCUCGGUCUUAACCACACCGAGGCUGAGUUUGAUGGACGCUCAGACUACGGUCCGUUCCUCAAGGCUGGCAUCACUGCAGGCGGUAUUGCUGGUGGGGUUGAAGGUAUCAAGACUCAGGAAGAGUUUGAGAUGUUCGGUGGAGGUGCUGGUGUUCCCUACGAUGUCAACUACCACAAGGACGGCGAUACAGUCAGUAACCUAAACCUCAAGGCCUGGAUCGAAUUCGCAAGGGCUAUUGCGCAUAUGGCUGCUACGUACGCGCGCAGCUGGGAGACCAUCCCUCCUAGGAACGCGACUGCUUUGGUGAAGAGGUCUGAGAAGCACAACCAGUACAAGCAGGCCUUUCAGAAAGCCAAAAGGUACCAGAAGUGGGCCUAG